CCCGGGGCCUUUUCAUCUCUUCCCGUUUGGCCGGAGGCGCCGAGUUCAGAUCCGCCACUGGGCGCCCGAAACUGACACCCCGAGCGCCGAGCCCUCCGCGCGCACCCAUUCCUGCCUCGCGGCCGCGCGUGUCUCGUCCGCGUCUCGUCGCUGCGGGAGAACUUCCUCCGGCGCCCCCGCGCCAGGGUCCCCCUGCCCGCCGUGCACGAGCAUUUCCACCUUGGGAGCUACUGGCAUUUUCUUUGCAAAGGAAUUCGAGCAAGAUCCCUUUUUUUUUGUUUUUCUUUCUCGUAUUGGACAGUGACUCGAUUGUUUGCAAAAGUUUCGCAUUAAAAAAAAAAAAAACCACCACCAAAAAAAAAACUACCUGAUCUGUAUUUUGAGACUGGUUGGUUUCUUUUCUUUUCUUUUUUUUUUUUUUUUGGUACCCUUUUUUUAUUAUUUUUUUUAACUUUUUCCACCUUCCAAAAAAAUAAAAAUAAAAAUGCACUGCUGCGUGCUGAGCGCGUUCCUGCUCCUGCAUCUGGCCGCGGCCGCGCUCGGCCUGUCUACCUGCAGCACGCUCGACAUGGACCAGUUCAUGCGCAAGAGGAUCGAGGCGAUCCGCGGGCAGAUCCUGAGCAAGCUGAAGCUCACCAGCCCCCCAGAAGACUACCCCGAGCCCGAGGACGUGCCCCCGGAGGUGAUCUCCAUCUACAACAGCACCAGGGACUUGCUCCAGGAGAAGGCGAGCCGGCGCGCGGCCGCCUGCGAGCGCGAGCGCAGCGACGAGGAAUACUACGCGAAGGAGGUGUACAAGAUCGACAUGCCGCCCUUCUUCCCCUCGGAAACUGUCUGCCCAGUUGUUACAACACCCUCUGGCUCAGUGGGCAGCUUGUGCUCCAGACAGUCCCAGGUGCUCUGUGGGUACCUUGAUGCCAUCCCGCCCACUUUCUACAGACCCUACUUCAGGAUUGUCCGGUUCGACGUCUCGGCGAUGGAAAAAAAUGCUUCCAACCUGGUGAAGGCAGAGUUCAGAGUGUUCCGCCUGCAGAACCCAAAGGCCAGGGUUCCCGAACAGCGGAUCGAGCUGUACCAGAUCCUCAAAUCCAAAGACCUGACGUCUCCAACCCAGCGCUACAUCGACAGCAAAGUGGUGAAAACCAGGGCGGAGGGGGAAUGGCUUUCCUUCGACGUGACGGACGCUGUGCAGGAAUGGCUCCACCACAAAGACAGGAACCUGGGAUUUAAGAUAAGCUUGCACUGUCCCUGCUGCACCUUCGUGCCCUCUAAUAAUUACAUCAUCCCCAACAAAAGCGAGGAACUGGAGGCACGGUUCGCAGGUAUUGAUGGCACCUCCACAUAUACCAGUGGUGAUCAGAAAACUAUAAAGUCCACUAGGAAAAAAAACAGUGGGAAGACCCCACAUCUCCUGCUAAUGUUGUUACCCUCCUACAGACUUGAGUCACAACAGUCCAACCGGCGGAAGAAGCGCGCUCUGGAUGCAGCCUAUUGCUUUAGAAAUGUGCAGGAUAAUUGCUGCCUACGUCCACUUUACAUUGAUUUCAAGAGGGAUCUUGGGUGGAAAUGGAUCCAUGAACCCAAAGGGUACAAUGCCAACUUCUGUGCUGGGGCAUGCCCGUAUCUCUGGAGUUCAGACACGCAGCACAGUAGGGUCCUCAGCCUGUAUAAUACCAUAAACCCCGAAGCCUCCGCCUCGCCUUGCUGCGUGUCCCAGGACCUGGAGCCGCUGACCAUCCUCUACUACAUCGGCAAGACCCCCAAGAUCGAGCAGCUCUCCAACAUGAUCGUCAAGUCGUGCAAAUGCAGCUAAGGUGCCCGGGCCGCGGCCG
Messenger RNA from Miniopterus natalensis, 1832 nucleotides. RefSeq names its product transforming growth factor beta 2 (gene TGFB2). The record is from RefSeq and is a predicted model, not a curated record. Lineage: Eukaryota; Metazoa; Chordata; Mammalia; Chiroptera; Miniopteridae. Gene Ontology annotation, cellular component: extracellular region. Gene Ontology annotation, molecular function: transforming growth factor beta receptor binding; cytokine activity; growth factor activity. Gene Ontology annotation, biological process: regulation of cell population proliferation; transforming growth factor beta receptor signaling pathway.